Molecule: messenger RNA, 4681 nt
Organism: Labeo rohita (rohu)
Lineage: Eukaryota; Metazoa; Chordata; Actinopteri; Cypriniformes; Cyprinidae
Product: C-terminal binding protein 1
Exons: 11
Coding region: 318-1667 (449 amino acids)
Molecular function (GO): transcription corepressor activity; NAD binding; oxidoreductase activity, acting on the CH-OH group of donors, NAD or NADP as acceptor
Source: RefSeq, a predicted model, not a curated record
CUGCUCUGAAUGCUCGCUCUUUCCACAGCACGUUGUCUGUGCGGCCUCGACUUCCUUUUCUGUGCAGAUUUCAUGGCGAGUGAUAGCGGGGAAGAGUUGAUUCACCUACCGUGACCAUACUGACCCGUACAUCAAGCUCCAGAGACGCUUUUUUCGGCUGCCAUUGUGAAGUCCGUGACGUCAGCGGAGGAGUUGAUUGGCUUUGACGUCAUCAGGUGUUUUAAGGAUUUGGGCGGUUUCUGGACUGAGCUCUGUGCUGUGCCCGGUCUUUCGUCGUGUUGUGGCCGUAGCUGGUCUUACUGAAGAACUGCCAGUCGAUGGCUCUGAUGGACAAACACAAAGUGAAGCGGCAGAGACUGGACCGCAUCUGUGAAGGCAUUCGACCACCCAUCCUAAAUGGCCCCAUGCACCCUCGUCCUCUGGUGGCACUGCUGGAUGGGCGGGACUGUACGGUGGAGAUGCCCAUCCUGAAGGACGUGGCCACUGUGGCCUUCUGUGAUGCCCAGUCCACCCAGGAGAUCCACGAGAAGGUCCUAAAUGAGGCUGUUGCUGCCUUGCUUUACCACACCAUCACGCUCUCGCGAGACGAUCUGGACAAGUUCAAAGGUCUUCGGGUUAUUGUGAGGAUUGGCAGUGGAUUUGACAAUGUUGACAUAAAAGCUGCAGCAGAGCUGGGUAUAGCAGUGUGUAACGUGCCAGCCGCAUCUGUGGAGGAGACGGCAGACACCGCCAUGUGUCUAAUUCUGAAUCUGUACCGCCGCGUUACCUGGAUGCAUCAGGCUCUGCGCGAGGGCACCCGUGCCUCAAGUGUGGAGCAGAUCCGGGAGGUGGCUGGAGGUGCAGCACGUAUUCGAGGCGAGACGCUUGGCAUUAUUGGACUGGGACGUGUUGGCCAAGCAGUUGCUCUGAGGGCAAAGGCCUUUGGUUUUGGAGUGAUUUUCUAUGACCCGUACCUGCCAGAUGGGGUGGAGCGAUCACUAGGGCUCCAGCGCAUGGCGACACUACAGGACCUGCUCAUCCAUUCAGACUGUGUGUCGCUACACUGCAGCCUAAACGAGCACAACCACCACCUCAUCAACGACUUCACCAUCAAACAGAUGCGCCAGGGCGCCUUCCUGGUGAACACAGCGCGUGGUGGUCUGGUGGAUGAGAAAGCUCUGGCCCAGGCUCUGAAAGAAGGCAGAAUACGGGGAGCAGCUCUGGACGUCCAUGAGACAGAGCCCUUCAGUUUCUCUCAGGGCCCGUUGAAGGAUGCUCCAAAUCUUAUCUGUACCCCACACACAUCCUGGUACAGCGAACAGGCCUCCAUUGAGGCCAGAGAGGAGGCGGCACGGGAGGUGCGCAGAGCCAUCACAGGUCGUAUCCCAGACAGUCUGAAGAACUGCGUGAAUAAGGAGUAUUUGAUGGCAGCCUCUCAGUGGCCGUCUAUGGAGGCCACCACCGUGCACUCUGAACUGAAUGGAGCUGCAGCCUACAGGUUCCCUGCUGGGCUGAUUGGCGUAGCGGCGGGCGGGCUGCCUGGAGCCGGGGCAGGAGUGGAGGGCAUAGUGGCUGGAUCCCUGCCCCUGGCCCACGGCAUCGCCCCGGUCUCACACCCGCCUCAUACCCCAUCGCCCGGGCAACCCUCGAAGGCCGAGGCGGACAGAGACAUCCCUUCCGACCAAUAGCAUCCCAGCACAUUCCAUCUUUUGCCCUGAUCGAUGCCCUUUCACCUCACCCGGGGGGGGACUGACACCCCAGCUUUCGACGUGACCUCGGGUCACCCCAGUCCAACAGAGCACGUGUACAAACCCAGGAGUGAAACCCCGAACGUCCCCCUCAUUUCCACUCGCUGUCUCCUCUGUUGUUCACUUUGGCAGAAAGCAAUAACUUCUCUCAAGGAUUCAAUAAUUGGGUUGAUACACACACUAUUUCUAAGCUACGAAAUCCCUUCGCUUCGGACUAGUUGGAGUUUGUUUUCCCAGUAGUGUUUCUUACGUUUCUGUUCUUUUCGUAUGUUUUAACAGCGUGGAAAUAAACGCAUGGACCUUGUUUUCUUUCCCUCGUCCCCUAGCAUACACCUUCUCAACCUGUCCCAUCUUAGCAACGUUUGAUCAUCAAAACAAAACGUCUUCGAUUAAAUCCAUCGGCGAUUAUUUCGCAGCUGGCGUUCAAUAACGGAGAUCAAGGCUAUGGCCCGUGGCUAAGAGUAACAGUCCGUGGAAAGAGCUCAGAUGUUUCGCGUUCCUCUCGCUCUCUCUUCAUGUGGAAGGCAUCUUCUAGAAUUGUCCAUCCUCUCUCUUUCUCUCUCAAGAGCGAGAGCUUCACCCCCAGAGCCGUCUGGGGUUUGAUCACGCGCUCGACUUUAAGUCACAAGCGUCUAAAGCCUGAGGUCUGUCAAUGAAAACGCAUAUGUGAGAUUCCAUCGCCUUGCGAUGGCCGACUUUGCUUAGCGAGAGCCAUAUUCAUAUAACAUCGCUGAUUUAACGACAUAUCUUUGAUUUUUACAAUGUGUGCGUGCAACGUUGACCUCCGCCUGACUCAUACUGAGAUCCACCGUAGCUAAGCUGAUAACAUUGGCACCUUUUUUUUGUUUUGUUUUGUUUUUUUUAAUCCCCGUAGCCAUUCAUAGCCUUGUUUUCCAUAUCUCCUCUCUGUCCUGGAUUAUCUCUUGCUGUAUUUCCUCCUCGUGCCUCCUUUUUUCCAAUUAGGCCUUCUCUUUGCUCGUCCACCAUCAGUUCCCAUGAACUCACUGUGUAGCGCGUCUGCUCCGCCCCGCCCUUCCUCCUUCCCACAAGGCACUUAAACUCUUAACACACUCACAGACACAUUUUCACACAGGCCUGAGGAGCUUCGUCCACCUAUUUUGUGAGGAAGGUCCCGGUUUAGGCGAGCUGUGCUCUGGAGGCUGCAGUAGCGCUGGAGGCCAGCAGGUGGCGACGACUCGCCGUCCCCCCUCAGGCUGAUUAAUUCAUCCCCGCUCAGUGAAGGUCCUGCCGCUCAUCGUCGAGACGCUUCCAGAUGCUCAGGAUGGGCGAUGUGGCGGCUCCGAGUUAAAGCAGGCCGCUCCCUGAGCUUGACAUUUUCAUGCGCGUCUUCUAUGAUAUCAGCCUUGGUUUUCUCAGCGUUGUAGAGCACAGAAGAUAAGGUGGAAAGAAUGUAAAAGCUAGGUCACUGGAACGCUGGUUGCUUUCCAAAGACGGUAGCGGGAUAGCGGUCUGAAGAGAAAGGCCUUUCUAGUACCUCAGUAACAGAUAUUGAAUGUAUGCUCAAAUCUUUCUCGCUUUGUACAGCUUUUUUUAGAUCGUAGGUUCCUUUUCUGAGGGGGUGUGUAUGCGUCUGCAUGUAUGUGACCGUGUGUGACUGCUUAUCCAGUACAUCAGUGACAAAAAGCUGUUUUUUUUUUGUUGUUUUUUUCUUUUUCUGAGCAUAGGAUGUCUAUUAUUGUUUCAUUAGAUGUAGUUUGAAUCUCAGGCUUUAGCUUUAGGACGUUCUUGAUCUGUGAUUUUUGUAUUUUCUGUAUAAAGGAGCACAGUUUCACGUCUUCGUCGAGAUGCUAAAUGAAUGGAGGAGUCACGUGAUGGUCCUCACAGAUUCACGCAUGAUAAUGAGAUCAGGCCCCUCCCCCUGGCUUCCCCAUUGGCCACGUUUUGAUGUUGAGUUUUGAGUGACGUGCAGCUUUUCCUAGACUGAAGUGAUGCCCUUUAUUCUCGUCAAGACUUUAUAGCUGCUCUGUAAAGUUUCUCCGUACUACUUUUGGAGUUUCCUCUAGCAUUAUCGUGGUGUUUCUUUGCCGUCAGCAUCAUCCAGCUUCGAUAUGAGAUGUGCACUAUGUGUUCAAACCGAGAAGUGAGACGUUUUGAUCUAGUUUGUGUCAUUCAGUGUUCAACAUGUUGUAUUGAAACAUUUCAAGAUCGAUUCUUUCGCCCUCAGCAUCCCGUCGCCCUGCGGUCCCCUCGCUGCCUUAACGUCGUAGAUUGUGGUGAAAGUUUUUCCUCGACAAAACCCCACCCGCAAACACACAUGCAAGAGAGAGGAGGCUGUUUUCUUUAGCCAUAUAUGUUGCUCUUGAUGCAUAUUUCUUAGCUUCGAGGUGUGAAAUGCUCUCGGGCACUGCGAAAGACCCUUUUUAGGAGCCGCCGGUGUGGUUCGAUCUAGCGUGGAGAGGACAGAUAUGGACUCGCAGCAGUCGGUUUCUCUCUCAGGGUUUUAAUACACACAUAUCCUACAGCCGCCAGUUACACUCUUCCUCCAUCCCGGUGAAGAUCAUGUUGUAGAUCUCCAGAGCUCUCUUUCAACAGUGAGUGUCCUUCUGUGAUAUUUUUUGUUCCUUUCUAUCGCUCUCUUCUCCUUUCGUUUUUGUCGCACUGACACCUAACAACAGAAGAAUGAAUGUUUUAAUAGAACUGCGUGUAACGUUGAAGUUGGGAAAUGUAUUUUUACAACAUGUGAACUUUUUAUUCCUUUCUCUUACCUUCUUUUUGUUGUGAUUUGAUUUUUCUUUUUUUCUCCCCAUCACCAGACUGCAAAAAAGUAAAAACCACAAAAAAAAGAAAAAGAAAAAAAAAAAAUCCUGUAACUAGGCUCUUAAGCUUUACUUUUGUUUUUGUUUACUUUUUUAUUAGAAAACAAUCAUGUUUGUGAUGGUAACCUCUGAUGGUAAAUUCCACAAGGUAUUUUAAUAAAAUCCUAAAGAUUAAAA